Messenger RNA from Ailuropoda melanoleuca (giant panda), 7212 nucleotides. It is a transcript of the gene GTF3C1, whose product is annotated as general transcription factor IIIC subunit 1. The transcript has 37 exons. Lineage: Eukaryota; Metazoa; Chordata; Mammalia; Carnivora; Ursidae. Gene Ontology annotation, biological process: transcription initiation at RNA polymerase III promoter; 5S class rRNA transcription by RNA polymerase III. The record is from RefSeq and is a predicted model, not a curated record. Gene Ontology annotation, molecular function: DNA binding. Gene Ontology annotation, cellular component: transcription factor TFIIIC complex. Bases 36 to 6482 code for a protein of 2148 amino acids.
CGCAGGCGCCCGGGGAGCUGCAAACUGAAGUAGCAAUGGACGCGCUGGAGUCGUUGUUGGAUGAGGUGGCCCUGGAGGGGCUUGAUGGCCUGUGUCUGCCCGCUCUGUGGAGCCGUCUGGAGACGCGAGUGCCUCCCUUCCCGCUGCCUUUGGAGCCCUACACACAGGAGUUCCUCUGGCGGGCUCUUGCUACCCACCCGGGCAUCAGCUUCUAUGAAGAGCCUCGAGAGCGACCCGACCUCCAGCUCCAGGACCGGUAUGAAGAGAUUGACUUGGAAACCGGAAUUUUGGAGUCCCGGAGGGAUCCAGUCGCUUUGGAGGAUGUCUACCCCAUUCACAUGAUCUUAGAGAAUAAGGACGGCAUCCAAGGGUCAUGCCGGUACUUCAAGGAGAGGAAAAACAUAACCAAUGACAUCAGGACCAAGUCUUUACAGCCCCGUUGUAUGAUGGUGGAAGCCUUUGGCAGGUGGGGGAAGAGACUGAUCAUCGUUGCCUCCCAGGACAUGCGUUACAGGGCCUUGAUAGGCUCGGAGGGUGACCCCGACCUGAAGCUCCCCGACUUCUCCUACUGCAUUUUGGAGCGAUUAGGCCGGUCCCGGUGGCAAGGGGAGCUCCAGCGAGACCUCCAUACCACUGCUUUCAAGGUUGAUGCUGGGAAGCUCCACUAUCACCGGAAAAUUCUGAACAAAAACGGGCUCAUUACAAUGCAGUCCCAUGUGAUCCGAUUACCCACCGGAGCCCAGCAGCACUCAAUUCUCCUCCUCCUGAAUCGGUUUCAUGUGGACAGGAGGAGCAAGUACGACAUCCUCAUGGAGAAGCUCUCGGGUGUGCUGAGCACACGGAGUAACCAGAUGGAGACCCUGGGCAGGCUGAGGGAAGAACUGGGGCUGUGCGAAAGGACAUUUAAGCGGCUGUACCAGUACAUGCUGAACGCUGGCCUUGCGAAGGUGGUGUCUCUCCCCUUGCAAGAGAUCCACCCUGAGUGUGGGCCUUGUAAGACAAAGAAAGGGACGGACGUCAUGGUGCGCUGCCUCAGGCUGCUGAAGGAAUUUAAACGGAAGGUCGAGGACGACCAUGACCAGGAUGACGACGACGACGAGGAGGUCAUCUCCAAGGCAGUGCCCCCGGUGGACAUCGUGUACGAGCGGGACAUGCUCACGCAGACCUACGAACUCAUUGAGCGCAGAGGCACGAAAGGAAUUUCCCAAGCUGAAAUCCGAGUGGCUAUGAACGUGGGAAAGCUGGAAGCAAGAAUGCUGUGUCGCCUUCUUCAGAGAUUCAAGGUUGUCAAGGGCUUCAUGGAAGACGAAGGGCGUCAGCGGACCACCAAGUACAUCUCCUGCGUGUUUGCAGAAGAGAGCGAUCUGAGCCGGCAGUACAAAAGGGAGAAGGCCCGGAGCCAGCUGCUGACCACAGUGAGCCUGGCCUCGGUGCAGGAGGAGUCACUCGUGCCGGAAGGGGAGGACACCUUCCUCUCCGAGUCAGACAGCGAGGAGGAGGGCAGCAGCAAGAGGAGAGGCAGAGUAUCCCAGAGUGACGGGAAGACCUGUUUGAAUGCCAGUCUCGGGGCCCAGCCUCAUCACUCCACCUCAGCGAAGGUUCAGUCCUGCUCCUCCCGCCCCUCCACUGCAGGCGGCUGGAAAGUCGUGAACCUCCACCCACCGAAGAAGCAGCCGCCUUCCUCGCUGGGAGCGGCUGAGGAGAAAGCCAGCCAGAGCUCUGCGGGCAGGGACAGCCUGCAGGACACCAGCACUUCCUCAGACCCCGGCGUGUCCUUCGGCUCCCGCUGUAUGAGGGGCAGCAGCGGUGACAUCACCGUGAUCGAAGAAGUCAGGCUGGAAAACCCAAAGGAGAGUGGCAGUUCCCAGAAGACAGGGAAGCACGGCCCAGGCCAAGACAAACCCCACGAAACUUACCGACUACUCAAACGCAGGAACCUGAUCAUAGAAGCUGUCACCAACCUGCGCUUAAUCGAGAGCUUAUUCACGAUUCAGAAAAUGAUCAUGGAUCAGGAGAAGCAAGAAGGCGUGUCUACCAAGUGCUGUAAGAAGUCCAUCGUCCGCUUGGUGCGCAACCUGUCUGAGGAGGGUCUCCUGAGACUGUACCGGACUACGGUUAUCCAGGAUGGCAUCAAGAAGAAGGUGGAUCUGGUCGUGCACCCGUCCAUGGACCAGAAUGACCCGCUGGUGAGAAGCGCCAUCGAGCAGGUCCGCUUCCGGAUCUCCAAUUCCAGCACAGCAAACAGGGUUAAAGUGCCCCAGCCUCCAGUGCCUCAAGAAGUUGAAGAAGAAAGUCAAGGAAAAGAGGGUCCAAGCGGAUCAGGAGACUCUCAGCUGAAUGCUUCCUCGAAACCAGAAAGCGUACGGGUGAAGAAAACCGAUGAGAAAAUGGGCAUCACCCAGCUGAAAAAUUAUAACCCUGUUAUAGUUCCAGGACUUGGCCGCUCUCUGGGGUUUCUGCCCAAAAUGCCUCGUCUGCGGGCAAUACACAUGUUUCUGUGGUACCUAAUCUACGGGCACCCCACCAGCUACCUGGAGGACAGGCCAAGCCUCGGCACUACAAGAAGAGUGAUAAGGCAGGACCCAGGCAGGAUGGGAGUCCCGCCCUCCUCCAGAAGUGGCCUGGAGGCCUCCUCUAACGCCCCAGCCAAGGACAGCCACGAUGGAAUAUUCCUGGAGACCGAAGUGGAGCUCCCCACGGAGAAAGUGUAUGUGGACGAAGCCUCAUGGAGACGCUACGUCCCUCCCAUCCCAGUCCACAAGGACUUUGGCUUUGGCUGGGCUCUCGUCAGUGACAUUCUCCUCUGCCUGCCCCUCUCCAUCUUUGUUCAGAUUGUACAAGUCAGUUACAAGGUAGACGACCUUGAGGAGUUUCUGAACGACCCUCUGAAGAAACACACACUGAUCCGCUUUCUGCCCAGAGCCGUCCGGCAGCAGCUGCUGUACAAGAGGCGUUACAUUUUUUCUGUGGUGGAGAACCUCCAGAGGCUGUGCCACAUGGGUCUGCUGCAGUUCGGCCCCACGGAGAAGUUUCAGGAUAAAGACCAGGUCUUUAUUUUCUUGAAGAAGAACGCGGUCAUCGUUGACACCACCAUCUGUGACCCGCAUUACAACCUGGCCCGCAGCAGCCGGUCCUUCGAAAGGCGUCUGUACGUCCUGAACUCCAUGCAGGAUGUGGAAAACUACUGGUUUGAUCUGCAGUGCGUCUGUCUCAACACCCCUUUAGGUGUGGUGCGCUACCCGCGUGUCAGGAAGAGCAGUACCCAGGAUCAGGGCCUUGAUGAGGAGGGCAGUCUGCAGAAGGAGCAGGAGAGCGCCAUCGACAAGCACAACCUGGAGCGCAAGUGUGCCAUGAUGGAGUAUACCACGGGGAGCCGUGAGGUUGUGGAUGAAGGCUCAAUCCCCGGGGAUGGGCUGGGAGCCGCCGGGCUCGAUUCCAGUUUCUACGGGCACCUAAAGCGCAACUGGAUCUGGACCAGCUACAUCAUCAGCAAGGCCAAGAAGGAGAACACUGCUUCCGAAAACGGGCUCACGGUGAGGCUGCAGACGUUUCUGUCCAAGCGCCCGUUGCCACUCGGUGCCGGAGGUACGUGUGCGGGGAGUUCCCUCCAGACACAGAUGUGGGGCAGUGGCAGGUUGAAUAUCUGGGGCGAAGCCAGAGUGGGAGCUGAGCUCUGCGCCGACCGGGAAGAGCAGUUCGAGAUGGACCGAGAGCCCACGCUGGACAGGAACCGGAGAGUAAGGGGUGGAAGGAGCCAGAAGCGGAAACGGCUGAAGAGAGACCCCGGGAGGAAGAUCAAGAGAAAGAAAAAAGAAGAGUCCCCCCAAGAGAAAAGCCGGAGCCUGCGCUACCACGACGAGGCGGACCAGAGCGCCCUGCGGAGGAUGACCCGGCUGCGCGUCACCUGGUCCAUACAGGAGGACGGGCUGCUCGUGCUCUGCCGGAUCGCCAGCAACGUCCUCAACACCAAGGUGAAGGGCCCAUUCGUCCCCUGGCAGGUUGUGCGGGACAUUUUGCACGCGACCUUUGAAGAGUCUCUGGAUAAAACGUCUCACUCGGUUGGACGAAGAGCUCGCUACAUCGUCAAAAACCCACAAGCCUAUCUGAACUAUAAGGUUUGCCUCGCUGAGGUGUACCAGGAUAAGGCACUUGUUGGAGAGUUCAUGAAUCGAAAAUGUGACUAUGAAGACCCAAAGGUUUGUGCCAGUGAGUUUAAAGAAUUUGUGGAGAAGCUCAAAGAGAAGUUCACUUCGGCUCUAAAGAAUCCUAACCUUGAAAUCCCAGACACACUCCAGGAGCUGUUUGCCAGAUACCGAGUUCUGGUGAUUGGAGACGAAAAGGAUCCAACCAGGAAAGAGGAUGAACUGAAUAGCGUGGAUGACAUCCACUUCCUGGUACUCCAGAACCUGGUCCAGAGCACACUGGCCCUCUCGGACAGCCAGAUGGAGUCCUGCCGGUCAUUUCAGACUUUCCGCCUGUACCGAGAGUAUAAGGACCACAUCCUCGUGAAGGCCUUCAUGGAGUGCCAGAAAAGGAGCUUGGUCAACCGGCGCCGCGUCAACCACAUGCUGGGCCCGAAGAAGAACCGGGCUCUGCCCUUCGUGCCCAUGUCCUACCAGCUGUCCCAGAGCUACUACAGGAUUUUUACAUGGCGAUUUCCCAGCACUGUCUGCACGGAAUCAUUCCAGUUCUUCAACACAAUCCUGGCUGCCGGCAAGUUGGACCAGCCCGAUAAUUUUUCCUUCAAAGACCAGGAUAAUAGCAAGUCUACCAGUCACCUGGUGGCAUUUUCUCUGGACAGCCCUGGAGGACACUGCGUGGCCGCCCUGACCCUUUUCUCUUUGGGCCUCAUUUCCGUGGAUGUCCAGAUCCCAGAGCAGAUUGUCGUGGUGGACAGCUCCAUGGUGGAGAACGAAGUCAUGAAGAGUCUGGGGAAGGACGGGGGCUUGGACGAGGAUGACGACGAGGAGGAAGACUUGGACGAAGGCUCGGGGAGCAAGCGCCGGGCCAUCGAGGUGAAAGCCCGCCAGGCCUCCCACACCAACUACCUGCUGAUGCGGGGCUACUGCGCGCCCGGCAUCGUCAGCACCCGCAACCUCAACCCCAACGACAGCAUCGUGGUGAACUCCUGCCAGGUGAAGUUCCGGCUGCGCCGCACCCCCGCGCCCACCCGGCUCCAGCCCACCGACCCUUCUCUGGAAGAGCUGCCGGUGGGCAUAUCCUGCCUCCCUGCUGCCUUCACCAGGCUGAUGAAGAGCCAGGGGGCGGCCUGCAGCCUGGAAGCGUUUGUCCACCAGGUGGAGCUGUGCGGGUAUGAGCCGGGAGACGUGUGCGCCGUCUUGGAGGUCCACGGGGUCAUUGCGGCCACUGGGUGCUUCGGGGUGGACAGAGUGGAGCUGAGCAGGUGGUUCUCCGCCUUUGAGAGGACAGAUGCCGAGCGCACCAGGACCUUCGCAGACUACGUCCAGGACCUCCUGGAGCAUCGCCAGGUCCUGGAAGUCGGUGGCAACACCAUUCGCCUGGUGGCUAUGGUCUCUGCCCAGCCCUGGCUCCUGCACUCGGUGCGGCUGAAAGGCAGAGAGGAGGAUGCGUACCCUCAAAGGGAAGACCCCCAGGCCAGACCCCAAGAUGGGCCUUCCGGCGAGGACAGCCCCUCGGAGAGGCAGGCACCGCCUUCCCAGGGCCCCCGGAGCACCAAGAGGCGCGCCAGCUGGACGAGCAGGGACGUGGCCGGUCAGGGCGGAGAGAGCGACUCAGAGAGUACCCAGAAGCCCCCCGCCAAGAGGCCCACGCUCCAGGAUGUGCGCUUGGCUCCCAGCCCCAGGCCCCGAGGGGAAGAGGGGCCAGAAGCCCCCACACCCUCUCUGCCAGCAGCUCCCGGAGACACAGGUGUGAAGGAGCCUCCCCCAAGAGCACCAGAGGCCGGGCCGGAGGACCAAGAGGAUAGCGGGGUUCCCAGCCCUCUAGGCCAGGAACAGCUGAGCUGUCAGGCCCAGCUUCCAGAAGGAUCUGAAGACCCCAGAGGUUUGGCCGAGAGUUCUGUGGCCGGCAGCCUCUCCCAAGCAGCGUGGGGAAAGGACUGCGAGAACAUCUCCUUCAUCGCCCGCCCGUGGCGCAUCGUGGACGGCCACCUGAACGUGCCGGUGUGCAAAGGCAUGAUGGAGGCCGUGCUCUACCACAUCAUGAGCCGGCCCGGCAUCCCUGAGAGCUGCCUGCUGCGGCAUUACCAGGGCGUGCUGCAGCCCAUCGCCGUGCUCGAGCUGCUGCAGGGCCUGGAAUCCCUGGGCUGCAUUAAGAAGUGCUUGCUGAAAAAGCCGGCAGCUGUCUCUCUCUUCUCCAAGCCCCGGGUCGCGGAGGGCCAGGCGCCCUACAGCCCAGGCGAGAGCCCCACUGUGUUCUACGAGCCCACGCUGGACUGCACCCUGCGGUUGGGCCGCGUGUUCCCCCACGAGGUCAACUGGAACAAGUGGGUCCACUUAUGAGGCGUGUCGUCAGCACGACCCCUCCCGCCGGUGCACGGGGGCACCGAGGCUCUGUGCCAAGCCUCCCGCCUGCCUGCUCCGUGGGUCUUCCAGACCGAGGGCCCUGCCCGGUCCCACCAGGCAUUGUCAGGGGGCAGCUGCCGGGAGGCUUGGGUCCCUGCUGUCCCUCUCUUGUCCCCAGGGUGUCUUAGCCGUGGCCGCAGCACGGAUCCUGCUCGCCCGUCGCUGCCUGCCUUCUCUGCGGAACUUGGGUUGUGGUGAGUUUGAGAGGCCCUGGUGGGCUUGGCCUCUGAGGGCCUCCACCGUUAGGGAGCAGAGCUGCCUGCCCGGGCCCCUGCGCCUCCCACGCUCCUUGUGGGCCUCAGCUUGCGUUGCUCACACCCCGUGUUGCAGAUUCCAGCCCUCAUGGCAGAAAGGCCAAGUGCCCCAAGUGCAGGGCCUCGUGGGGGGCGCGUCACAGAACAGGGGCUGCAUGUCCUGCCACCAAGGGCCCCAGCAGGGACUGACCCCUCUCCAGGCAGCACAUUGGACCCAGAGAGGAGCCUGGGGUUCCCUUGUUGGCCUGGCAAAACGCCCAGCGGGCCUCCGGGAGGGGGGCGCCCUUCCUGUGGGCUGGAGCCAAGGAGCCUUGUGGGCCUGGGGUUGGUUUGUUUCUUUCACUUCUUUUUUCUUUAAAAAAAUCCCUUGGCAUGUAUUUAUUUAUUUUGUAAUUAAAGUGAAGUAAAAUGCG